This is a messenger RNA of Dovyalis caffra, 2397 nucleotides long. The record is from the annotation of a GenBank genome assembly. Lineage: Eukaryota; Viridiplantae; Streptophyta; Magnoliopsida; Malpighiales; Salicaceae.
AUGUCAGCGGGAACGCGCCUAAGAACAUCGAGUCUUGAACAUUGCACAAUCCUCCUGGAAUCUUGCAUUCAAUCAAAAUCUCUGUCUCAAGGCAAGCUGAUCCAUCAAUGUCUGCUCAAAACCCACUUUGCCAAUCUCAAAAAUUUUGAUGUGCUCUUCGAAAAGCUCACUGAUUUAUAUGUAGCUUGUAAUGAACUCAAAAUUGCACGCCAUGUGUUUCAUAAAAUUCCCCACAGGCCCAAAAAUGUUGUUUUAUGGAAUUCAUUGAUAAGAGCUUAUGCUUGGAAUGGACCCUUUGAAGAAGCCAUUGAUUUGUAUUAUGAAAUGGUGGGUUAUGGUAUCACACCCAACAGGUUCACCUUCCCUUUUGUUCUCAAAGCGUGUUCUGCUCUUAAAGCAGUAGAUGAAGGAAGAGAGAUUCAUUUUGACAUCAAAAGACUCCGGCUUGAAUCUAAUGUCUAUGUUUCCACUGCUUUGGUUGAUUUUUAUGCUAAAUGUGGGCGUUUGGAUGAUGCAAACGAAGUGUUUGAUGAAAUGCAUAAAAGGGAUGUUGUUGCAUGGAAUUCGAUGAUUUCGGGGUUUUCUUUACAUAAUGGUUCCUAUUAUGAGGCGAUACGAUUUCUUGUUCAAAUGCAAAAGGACGUGAGUCCCAAUUCAUCAACAAUUGUUGGUGUACUUCCUGCUGUUGCUCAAGCGAAUUCAUUGAGACAUGGCAAGGAAAUUCAUGGAUUUUGUGUUAGGAGAGGAUUUUUUGGCGAUGUAGUGGUUGGAACUGGGAUUUUGGAUGUGUACGGGAAAUGUCAGUGCAUAGAUUAUGCCAGGAGAAUUUUUGACAUGAUGGGUGUUGUCAAGAAUGAGGUGACUUGGAGUGCUAUGAUUGGUGCAUAUGUUGUGUGUGAUUUUAUGAGGGACGCAUUGGAACUAUUUUGUCACUUGUUGGUGCUCAAGGAUGAUGGAAUUAUUCUUUCAGCAGCAACUCUUGCUACUGUUCUUCGAGUUUGUGCAAAAUUAACUGAUUUAAGCAGGGGAAGAUGCUUGCAUUGUUAUGCCAUAAAGUCAGGAUUUGUUUCGGAUUUGAUGGUUGGAAAUACUUUGCUUUCAAUGUAUGCCAAGUGUGGGAUUACCGAUGAUGCAAUGAGGUUUUUUAAUGAAAUGGAUUCAAGAGAUGCAGUUUCAUUCAGUGCUAUCAUUUCAGGCUAUGUUCAAAAUGGUAAUUCUGAAGAGGGUUUGCGUAUGUUCCUCAAGAUGCAGUCCUCUGGGAUGAAUCCAGAAAAAGCAACCAUGGCAAGUAUCCUGCCAGCUUGUGCUCAUUUGGCUGCUUUACAGCAUGGGUCUUGCAGCCAUUGUUAUGCAAUCAUUCGUGGAUUUACUGCUGAUACCAUGAUUUGUAAUGCUCUUAUUGAUAUGUACGCAAAAUGUGGGAGGAUUGCCACUGCUAGGAAAGUUUUUGAUAGGAUUUAUAAGCGGGAUAUUGUGUCAUGGAAUACCAUGAUAACUGCUUAUGGAAUUCAUGGGAUUGGAACGGAAGCGCUAUUGUUGUUUGACCACAUGCGGGCAGAAGGUUUAAAGCCAGAUGAUGUGACUUUUGUUUGCCUUAUAUCUGCUUGCAGCCAUUCAGGACAUGUUGCCGAAGGCAAAUACUGGUUUAAUGCCAUGACCCAAGAUUUUGGAAUCAUCCCCAGAAUGGAGCAUUAUGCAUGCAUGGUUGAUCUUUUAAGCAGGGCUGGGCUUUUCAAAGAGGUACACAAUUUCAUUGAAAAGAUGCCACUUGAUCCUGAUGUUCGUGUAUGGGGUGCCCUGCUUGCUGCUUGUCGAGUCUAUAAGAAUGUCAAACUAGGGGAAGAAGUAUCAAAGAAAAUUCAAAGGCUAGGACCUGAAAGUACUGGGAACUUUGUUCUCCUAUCCAAUAUGUAUAGUGCUGUUGGGAGAUGGGAUGAUGCAGCAGAGGUUAGAAUCACACAAAAGGAACAGGGUUUUAAGAAAAGUCCUGGAUGCAGCUGGAUUGAAAUAAGUGGGGUCGUCCAUACGUUUGUUGGUGGUGGAGAUAGGUGCCACCCGCUGCUGACACAGAUAAGCAACAAACUUGAUGAACUGCUAGUGGAUAUGAAAAGGUUGGGUUACCACGCAGAAUCUAGCUAUGUUUUCCAAGACAUCGAGGAAGAGGAGAAGGAACACGUCCUCCUUUAUCAUAGUGAGAAACUAGCUAUUGCAUUAGGAAUUCUUAGUUUGAGUCCCAACAAGCCCAUCUUAGUAACUAAGAAUUUGCGAGUUUGUGGUGAUUGCCACACUGCUAUUAAAUUUAUUUCUCUUGUAACAAAGAGAGACAUAACAGUAAGAGAUGCAAGUCGAUUUCAUCAUUUCAAGGAUGGAAUUUGCAAUUGUGGAGAUUUCUGGUAA